AUGGCUUUCUCUGCAACAUUUUCUUAUUACUUUCUCCUUUCAUUGCUUGUAAUCACAUGCAACUUCCCCAUCUUGGUAGCAAGCAAUCUUGGCUCAUACAACCCCAACUGCGAAAAAAGAUGUGGCGACGUCCGAAUCCCUUUCCCGUUCGGAGUCGGAGACGGCUGUUUCCUCCCUGGCUUCGAAGUCACUUGCCGCCAAGGCAUUCCUUUCUUAGCACAAUCCAACCUUUCAAUCCUCCAGAUUUCAGAAGACGGAGUGCAUGUCGACUCCACUCCAUUCAUUUCAACAUACAUUUUCUCAAACUCAAGCUACCAAGAAGGUGUCUCGAUCAUAUUGCCUGAGAACAGUCCUUACACGUUCUCUGACUCGAACAGAUUCGUCACUGUGGGAUGCAACGCAUGGGGGCUGAUCUCCCAAGAUCCCGGCCAAGUACCCUCUUCAUGCAUCUCGAGGUGCAAUACAAGAGACAGUGUCGUUAAUGGUUCUUGCACCGGGCACGGUUGUUGCCAAGUCACCUUACCUAGGAUCCAUAACGAACUUCAAAUCAUGGUCUUCCUAGCUGGACCAAAUAAGGGCUUCUUGUUUAACAUGCCUUCUUAUGGAUUCGUGGUUGAAGAUGGUGGAUAUGUUUUCAACAUAUCCGAUCUUUGGGACUUCAAUAGGAAUAUUAGUAUGAAGCUUGAUUGGGCUAUAGGAAAUGGAAGCUGCUCCGCAAUGAAUGAUUCGAGUUCCUAUCCAUGUGGAGAGAACAGCUACUGUAUUGAAUCGAAGCGAAACUAUGGUUAUCUCUGCAAAUGCCGAAUCCUUAUCUCAGCGGCUCUGCUGGAUGCCAAGAUCAGGGAGAAAUUCAUGUGUGCCAGAAGCUACUUGCCAGAGCAGAGCUUGGAAUUACACUUGUGUCUGCCCAGUUGGGACUUAUUAUGUUUACUAAGCAUUUUAUUGCUGAUAUUAUGUUCUGCUCGUUUCUAUUGGGUUCAAAGGAAGAGAAACCUCAAAAAUCUCAAAGCCACAUACUUCCAUCAAAAUGGAGGCCUUCUGUUACAACAAUUUUCCUCUUCCAAUAGAGGUACUGCUAUGAAACACACAAAAAUCUUCUCCGCCCGAGAGGUCAAGAAGGCAACCGGCAAUUAUGAUGCCACCAGAAUCAUAGGCAUUGGCAGCCAAGGCACAAUCUACAAGGGAACCCUUGAAGAUGGUUCAUUGGUUGCCAUCAAGAAAUCACGGCAAGUGGCCCACUGGCAUGUUAAUCAGUUCAUAAACGAGCUUGUCAUCCUGACCCAAAUCGGUCACAACAAUAUCGCUAAGCUCUUGGGCUGCUGCUUGGAGACCCAAGUCCCUUUCCUGGUCUAUGAGUUCAUCUCCAAUCACACUUUGUACCAAAAACUCUAUGGAGAUGCUGACGUCAAAUCAUCGAGCAUACUCUUAGAUGAGAAUUGUUCUGCCAAACUAGCGGAUUUUGGAGUUUCCAGGCUAAUUCCACUCGAUGAAAGCUGGAUUUUGACAGUAAUCAAAGGAACUCCGGCAAACUUGGAUCCCGAAUACUUUAAAACUGGAAAUUUAACAGAGAAGAGCGAUGUUUACAGCUUUGGGGUGGUUUUAGUCGAGCUCUUUUAUGGGAAAAUGAUCAAGCAGGAGCUGUCUCCAGACUACAAUAGCCUCUGCAUGCAUUUUCUAUCUUGUGUCGAAGGAGGGAAUUUGAUCAAGAUCUUAGAUGAAGGAAUGCUGAGAGAGGGAGGAAUGGAGGACUUACAAGCAAUUGCCAUGAUCGCUCAAAGAUGCUUGUGCUUGAAUGGAGAAAAGAGGCCCACCAUGAAAAAGGUGGUGGAAGAGCUUUCCCUAAUGAGAAGAGGAAGCACCCAAGUUCCCGAAAAUCCGACUGUCCUUCGCGUAGAGUAA
Messenger RNA from Magnolia sinica, 1899 nucleotides. RefSeq names its product wall-associated receptor kinase 5-like. Gene Ontology annotation, molecular function: protein serine/threonine kinase activity; ATP binding; polysaccharide binding. The transcript is spliced from 4 exons. Gene Ontology annotation, biological process: cell surface receptor signaling pathway; protein phosphorylation. The coding region runs from base 1 to 1899 and encodes 632 amino acids. Lineage: Eukaryota; Viridiplantae; Streptophyta; Magnoliopsida; Magnoliales; Magnoliaceae. The record is from RefSeq and is a predicted model, not a curated record. Gene Ontology annotation, cellular component: plasma membrane.